Messenger RNA from Eufriesea mexicana, 1856 nucleotides. It is a transcript of the gene sax, whose product is annotated as type I BMP receptor saxophone. The record is from RefSeq and is a predicted model, not a curated record. Gene Ontology annotation, molecular function: metal ion binding; ATP binding; transmembrane receptor protein serine/threonine kinase activity. Bases 90 to 1856 code for a protein of 588 amino acids. Gene Ontology annotation, cellular component: BMP receptor complex; plasma membrane. Gene Ontology annotation, biological process: cell surface receptor protein serine/threonine kinase signaling pathway; cellular response to growth factor stimulus; protein phosphorylation. The transcript has 8 exons. NCBI's taxonomy places the organism in Eukaryota, Metazoa, Arthropoda, Insecta, Hymenoptera, Apidae.
GCGACAUCUGUAGAUAUUUCUUUUUUUAAUAUGAAAAUAAAAUACCGCCAAUUCAAUGUUGAUCGCAUCUCCUCAAUGUUUUGACGUGCAUGGCAAUGGCGGAUUUUAUGUUUAUCACAUAUUUUAUAUUAUCGUUGACGCUUGAGUUAUGUCCAGGAGAAGAAGAGAAAUUUACCUUAUUAGAACAUGAUUUUUCUGUUGAAAAAGAGGCACCACAGAAAUCUAUAGAUAUCAUGGCUUUUAAUGGUAGUUCAAUUGGACAACGUUUUAAAUGUCACAUUUGUGAUGGACCAGAUUGUUUAUAUUCGGAAAUCUGUUAUAAUGCAGUUACUUGCUGGAAAUCUAGAGUAAGACAAUUAGAUGGUACGGAAAGUGUAAGUAGAGGAUGUACUUCAUCGAUAGAUCAAAUGUUAUUGAUAUGCAAUAGACAAAUGCCUCUACGUGUUGUACACAAUAGUAAUAAGAAAAGACAUGUGAGUGGGUCCUUACGAAGUGCACAAUAUUAUGUUGAAUGUUGCCAAACAGAUUUUUGUAAUGGCGGACCAUUUCCAAUACUACAUGAUUUUAAUGGAGAUGUUGUUGAAGAGGAUUAUGCAGUUAAAUUAACAUUAGCAAUUUUGGGUCCUAUGGUUGGAUUUUGUAUUAUUGCUGGAAUAGUACUGUUUUAUUUAUUGGUAUGUAGGACUCGUAGAAAAAGGACUUUGGCUGCAAGACGUAAUAAACUUGUUAUAGAUUCUGAAAUGGAGCCAUCUAUCCUACAUUUCUCAUUUUCUUCUCCAACAUCCACUACUACGUAUCAUUCUCAUGAACUAAAAGCAACUGCAGCUGGUGAUAGUACACUAAAGGAAUACUUGGAUGGGAGAAGCUUAACUAGUGGAUCAGGAUCUGGUUUACCACUAUUGGUACAAAGAACUCUGGCUAAACAAGUAGCAUUAGUGGAGUGUCUUGGUAGUGGUGGUAAUGGUGGAUUUGGUGGAGAAGUUUGGAGAGGAAUAUGGCAUGGUGAAAAUGUUGCUGUAAAAAUAUAUUUUUCACGAGAUGAAGCAGCUUGGGCUCGUGAAACAGAAGUUUAUUCUCAAUUAUUACCAUCAAGACAUGAUAAUAUUCUGGGUUAUGUUGGAAGUGAUAUGACAAGUAGAGCAAGUUGCACUCAACUUUGGCUAGUGACACAUUAUCAUCCAGUGGGCUCACUAUUUGAUUACUUAAAUCGAACACCACAUUCUUUGACACAUCAUCAAACAGUCAGUAUCUGUUUGAGUAUUGUAAAUGGAUUGCUUUAUUUGCAUACAGAAAUUCAUGGAACUAGAGGAAAGCCAGCUAUGGCACAUCGUAAUCUAAAAUCUAAAAAUAUUCUUGUUAAAACUAAUGGUAGUUGUGUGAUUGCUGAUUUUUCAUUAGCAGUAACGCAGGAACGUUUGACUACAGAUAGAAUUGAUUUCAAACAAGGUACAAAACGAUAUAUGAGUCCAGAAAUUCUUGAACAAACGAUAAACAUUGAAUGUUUGGAAAACUUCCGACGAGCAGAUAUUUAUAGUUUAGGAUUGAUAUUGUGGGAAGUUUGCAGGAGGUGUAUAAGUAAUGGAGUUGUGUUAGAAUAUGUAGCUCCAUAUUCUGAGUGGCUAUCUAACAACCAAGAACCCUCUAUUGAAGAAAUGAGGAAAUUAGUAUGUUUGGACCAACAUAGACCACCUCUUCCCAAUAGAUGGCACUCUGAUCCAACAUUGGCUGGUUUGGGAAAAUUAAUGAAAGAAUGCUGGCAUGGAAAACCUGCAGCACGUCUACCUGUUCUUAGAGUAAAGAAAACACUUGUUCAACUGGCAGCUAAUGAUACACGUGUUCAUUUGUCUCUUGAUUAA